AUGCGUCAGCUGCACGGGUUUAUGGGGGUGGGGCAGAGUGAUGACUGAAGGUCUUUGUAACCUAGGAACGAAAAAUAUAAAUAAUACUGCUGUUUGUAGAGCAGGCUAGGUUUAAGAUUUAUUUCAGCAUGUGUCUGCUUCUCGGUGCCCCCGGUGUCGGGAAAACGCUGCUCAUGAAGAGGCUUUUAAAGCUCAGCUCUAAGGAAGCAGCUGACCUUGGAGAUGCCAUACCAACACAGCCUACUGUUGGUACUAAUCUGACCGAUCUAACAAUCCAGAAGACACCUGUCACUGUGCGUGAAGUGGGCGGAUCCAUGGGACCCAUUUGGCCAAGUUAUUAUAGAGAUUGUAAAUCAGUGAUUUGUAUGAUUGAUGCUUCUAAUCCAAACCAAGUGUCUUCGUCUUGUAUCCAGCUUCUGUCUGUGCUGUCUGCUGAGCCACUGACUUCUGCUUCUGUGCUGAUUCUUUUUAAUAAGAUAGACCUGCCCUGCUGUAUGUCAUUGGUGGAAAUGAAGUCACUGUUUAGAAUGGAUGACAUCAUUACAUGUGCAAAGCAACCAAUUUCAGUCCUGCAAACAAGCUCACUAGAUGGCACCGGUUUACAAGAUGUUCUACACUGGUUGCAUUCCAAUUGUGCCCAUUAAGUGAUCACUUUCACCUCAUUUACCCUUUUAUGUAGUGCACAUAUUGCAGUCAAGCUGUAUGCAGGAUACACUUUUUAAAUGCUGCAGCAGACUUUGCUGAGCAAUACAUUUUUAGCACUGUUCCUUGAAGACAUUCCCACUUCUUUGGUGCAGAGAAACAAUGAGGAGAAAUGUGCCUUUGUAUUUCCAGUAACAUUUUCUGCAAGAAGGAAGUGCGUCUAGUAUGGUUACACCCACGUUCGGCCUGUGCUAUGUGCACAGCAUAAAAUACCACUAAGGAUAUCUUUGAUAAUUAUUGGAACAGUAUUUAAUUUGCUGCAUGAAUUGUGGACCAUUCCCCAGGUUUUCUCCAUGUCAGGAUCUUGGUGCGGGAUUAACAGAAAUAUAAGAAGAGAUACUGCUAGUUUUGCUUUACUUUUUUCAUCCAGUUUUCACUGUCCUUCAUUUACAGUUACCAGGUGGUUCAUAUUCAGAUUUCAUUGACUGAAGGUCUGACCCUCUUUCAUCUGGGAUUUAGAAUUUUAUUUGAUGUUUGCAAUUAUAUAAAUUAUAAAUAUUAUAAAUUAUAAUUAUAAUAAAAAUGAUUAAAAUCAA
Messenger RNA from Xenopus laevis (African clawed frog), 1238 nucleotides. It is a transcript of the gene arl16.L, whose product is annotated as ADP ribosylation factor like GTPase 16 L homeolog. The transcript is spliced from 5 exons. Gene Ontology annotation, molecular function: GTP binding; GTPase activity. The coding region runs from base 129 to 644 and encodes 171 amino acids. NCBI's taxonomy places the organism in Eukaryota, Metazoa, Chordata, Amphibia, Anura, Pipidae. The record is from RefSeq and is a predicted model, not a curated record.